Molecule: messenger RNA, 6033 nt
Organism: Ictalurus furcatus (blue catfish)
Lineage: Eukaryota; Metazoa; Chordata; Actinopteri; Siluriformes; Ictaluridae
Gene: tbc1d13
Product: TBC1 domain family, member 13
Exons: 13
Coding region: 2036-3238 (400 amino acids)
Biological process (GO): intracellular protein transport; activation of GTPase activity
Molecular function (GO): GTPase activator activity
Source: RefSeq, a predicted model, not a curated record
AGGAAAGCUGACAUUUUACCAGAAUCCGGCUUUAAUUGUAAUCUCGUCCGCGGAAAUUUAGCUCCUGUUAAUUUACUCUGCUGAAUAAUUCUUGCUCAUUAGGUGAUUGUUUUCUUUCUCUUUUAACGUCGCUCGUCCGGAUGUCAACAAAACAACCUUCAACUUCCGGGUUAUUAUAUAAUUGUUUCCGGUGUCAGAGAUAAAGCGCUGAGAUUCCAUUCAAGUUCGUGUUAAAGACAAAUUUAAGAGUUUUUUGUUUUUGUUUUGUUUCUCUUUCUUUUUUUGUUAACAUUUUAGCUUUGAUUCAGGAAGAUGGGAACUGUUACUAGCUGUUAUAAACUGUUAGAAGAAAACAUUCAAAGCUAAUGUGGUGUGAUAAAGUUGAUUAUUUUCAAACAGCACGUCGUGAUGUGUUUUAAUUUUCUUGUACUAUAAAUAUUACAAUAUUUUAGUUAUUAAAGAUGACACAUUGUAGUUUUUAUCCAUUUAUAGUUUCAUUUAAUGUCAGCAAACCAAAUUAGUUCCUGUUGUCGUUUACAUUAUAGCAGCUGUAAAUAGUUGUUCCCUCACCAGUCUCUCUUUAUUCUCUCUCUUCAAGUUAAUAAGGUUUUUUUUUUUUUAACACAGCUUGCCGUGUUACCGAGAAACUGCAAAGUAAAAUGUAAAAUGUUCUGUCAGAGAAUAUGUUCCAUCCAUCCUUUAUACCGCUUAUCCUUCAUUGUUGCAGUGAACCUGGAGCCUUUCCCAGAGAGCAUGGGGCACAAGUCUGGGUACACCCCAUCCAUCGCAGGGUACAAUCAUAUACACAUUCACACUCUACAGACACAUUGGAAAUGCUAAUCAGCCUACCAUGCAUGUCUUUUGGACUGGGGGAGGAAACCAGAGUACCCGGAAGAAACUACUGCAGCACGGGGAGAACAUGCAAACGCCACACAUACAGGGUAGCGGUGGGAGGCGAACGUGCUAACCACUAAGCCACUGUCUGUCAGAGCUGCUGUUAUAGAAAAUUAAUCAACACCUUCCGAUCAAUCACAAUCCAGAAUUCAGCAGCGCUGUGAUGUAAAAUGUAAUGAACUGAGGAAGCAAACACAAGUGAUUAUGAUCAAAAUGUCACACAGUCGUAUUGUGUAUAAAGUGUGUUAAAGCUCUUGUUUAGACUUCUAAACAUCUGUGUUACUAUUUUGAAAAGGACAAUGCUUUGUAAUGUGAGUAUUGUAUUUUGGGUAAGUCCAUCAUGACUCUGAGUAGAUUUCUUAUUCAACAGCUGCAGUGAAACUAAAAGGAAAGGAAUGUAGUUAUGAAAGUGAGGAAUGUGAGCUUGAGAGGUUAAACUGAGAUUCACGAAUAUCCAGAUUUUUUUCGCGUUCCAGAUGAAAAGUUUUGGAUCAGUUACCCUGACAGCCCAUUCUCUAAAAUGAACCUGGAAAAACAGCAGUAAGCUCUGACGAGGUUCUCAGUGGAAUUAUUUGCACAAACAGCUGGGCUUUAUUCUGGCUGUGAGGCAACUCUUCAGGGGGGAUUCAAUUCCCCGGGCUUUUACUUUCUUCCUGCUGGGACAGUGAAAUGUUUGGACUAAUAGUAAUGAUUAAUCAUAACUAUUAGUCAAAGUUAAACAUUAACCUACUUGUCUGAAUUGUUCUUGUAGAAUUAUUUUAAUUGGUUAAUAAUAGUUUUCCGAUUUUAUAUUGUAACUAGUUAUUGUUGUUUAUUUAUGUACUAUGUCUCUUUUUUGAGAGUCAUGCACUAAAAAGAUAAUAGAUAAAAAAACUAGAUGAAAAUAAUAUGAAAUAUUGUUUUAACAUAUGUAAUGACUGGCUUUCUGUUAAAUCAGACUUAGAAAGAGAGAGAGAGAGAGAGAGAGAGAGAGAGAGAGAGAGAGAAAACGAGAGAGAGAGAACUGAGUGAUUUUGUUUCCUAGUCGGACCUUUUUUUAUUGCGACCACCAUCCUACCGUACUAAAUACCGGAGUGUUUUUCCUGCGACACCUCCCUCCCUUUCAUUUCUCCAGACACAGUUCUGUUUUCUGUUCUCAAACAUGUCGAGUUCCUACAAAAACAGGAUUCAGGAGUUUAAGACGGCGCUGAGCGAGGAGAAGAUCGACCUGAAGGCACUACGGGAGCUCUGCUUCGGUGGAAUUCCUUUCGAGGGCGGGAUUCGAUCUCUGUGCUGGAAGAUCUUGUUGAACUUCCUGCCCCUGGACCAGACACUAUGGGAUUCGUUCCUGAAAAAGCAGAGGGAGAUUUAUUCCCAGUUUCUGAAGGAGAUGAUCAUCCAGCCGGGAAUUGCUAAAGCUAAUCUGGGUCUCUCCAGAGAGGACGUGACCAUGGAGGAUCACCCUCUCAAUCCGAAUCCGGAGAGCCGAUGGAACAACUACUUCAAGGAUAACGAAGUUCUGUUACAGAUUGAUAAAGACGUCAGGCGUUUAUAUCCCGACAUGGCGUUCUUCCAGAGACCCACCGAGUUUCCCUGCCAGCUGAUCCUUGACUCGCAGAACGAGUACGAAACUUUGCGCAGACGCGUGGAACAAACCACACUUAAAGCUCAGACCGUCAACCGUAACCGCAGCGGAGUCACCAACGUGAGCUCCCCGGGCAAGGCGCUGAACCUGUACCCAUCCAACGAGUACGAGGUUUUGCCGAACGGCUGCGAGGCACACUGGGAGGUGGUGGAGCGAAUCCUGUUCAUCUACGCCAAGCUGAACCCGGGCAUCGCCUAUGUACAGGGCAUGAACGAGAUCGUUGGGCCGAUUUACUACACCUUCGCCACUGACCCCAACCCACAGUGGAAAGAGCACGCAGAGGCCGACACGUUCUUCUGUUUCACCAAUCUGAUGUCGGAGAACCGUGAUAACUUCAUUAAGAGCCUGGACGACUCGCAGUGCGGCAUCACGUACAAGAUGGAGAGCGUCUUCUCCAUGCUCAAGGAGAAGGACCUGGAGCUCUACAUGAAACUGCAGGAGCAGAAUAUAAAGCCGCAGUACUUUACGUUCCGAUGGCUCACUUUGCUGCUCUCUCAGGAGUUUCUGCUGCCGGAUGUGAUCCGGAUUUGGGAUUCACUUUUCUCCGAUCAGGAUCGUUUCCACUUCCUCAUACUCGUCUGCUGCGCCAUGCUCACUUUAAUUCGUAAUCAGUUGCUGGCGGGAGACUUUACAACGAACAUGAGAUUACUCCAGGAUUACCCUAUUUCAGACGUACACACCAUCCUCAUCAAGGCUAAGGAACUGCAGGACAGCUCAUAGCUCACACACACCCCGCUCCUCGUACAGAGAAACCACGGCAACCAGUAACCACAAUGACAACCAGAGCGGCGCCCCAUUGCAUCCUGGGAAGGACGUUAUCUUUCUGUCAUUGCAUUAUGGGCAAUUACGGGAGAAAACCUCACGCAUCGGCUCAUGGCUCGUGACCGGUGCCUCUCGUAGUCAGACUGUGUGUGGGUGUGUCUGUGUGUGUGGCUUUUGUUUGCACUGAACACUUGAAAAGGAUUCGUCAGUGUCCAAAACACUCUCCAAAUUUACAAUCCAAGUGAAGGGUUAAGUGUUUUUCUUAAUUUUUUUUAAAAAAGUUUUACUUUAUAAAUGUCUGCUUUUUUAUUUUUGUGUAUGGAUGUAUUCAUGAUGGAAAAGGGGGGAAAUUAAAUUUAGCAGCAGCGCACACCAUGAACAAACACGUAUUCGACACUAAGCACGUGCCGGUAAUCAGUUAUAUGAUGUUUGAGCCCAAAAAAAAUCAAAAACCGCCCGAUAAAUGUCUAGUCACACUUAUCAACGCUCCACUGUUAUUGUUGCUAUGCAUACGAUUUUGGCGUAUGUUAUCCUCUGCGUCACUCAACAUUUCUACUUUAUAGUGUAAUGCAAUAACGAAGGAUUAAUAUAGGUCUAUGUCCUAAAAAUGCGUUACACCACAGCGCUGUUGAGUUCUGGACUCUGAUUGGUCAGAAGGUGUUGAUUAGUUUUCUAUAACAGCAGCUCUGACAGGUUUAUAUUAACACGCUCAUUCGGAUAUGUUAUCGUUUCUAUGGCAACAGCUCAUUCACAGGGACAUGUGCAGUGGACACUGAUAAUGAGGAGAUUAAAGUGUUUUUUGUAAGGAGAUGUUUAUUUAACGUUUAUGGAAGGAGUCUCCAGUGUUAGAGGUAAAGCAGACGUCUUCAGGACAGAGGAACUGCGGGGGUUUUUUUUGUUUGUUUGUUUUUUUGGUCUUAUCAGCUUCGGGAGUAAGAGUAAAAAAAAGUUGUUUCACCGACUUUCCGCGGCUAUAAGCGAUUUAAGAAUGUGGUAUAAGAGGAACAAAACACGUGCUGUUAGGAAAAUACGCAAUCAGCAUUGUGGAGGUAACAGUAACCCCGCUUCAUCACACCAACACCAUGUUGUUUUAUUCUUUACGCAAUCACUACACUGAUGAGCGUUAUUCCUCAUUAUGCAUGUCUGUGAAACGCUCAUGGUGAAGGGAAUUAUGGGAUAUAAUCAGGACCUUAACACAGGGAAAUGCUUAAACGUGAAUAAAGGAUGGCAUGUGGGAGAUGACAGUAUUGUGUGUGUUGGUUAUCUUGUGCGAUCUGUUGUGUAAUUGAUUAUUGGCACAUGUCUGUACGGGCUCGGGGAGAGCCAACACUAUGUAAAGCCGAAAUCUCCAUAUAUUAAUGUAUAUUUUUUAUUUUCUUUCAUGUUCUCUCCAUUCCUGUUCUCCAGGUUCUGCUGUAAGUGGAGAUUUUGUGAGAGUGUGUGUGUGUGUGUGUGUGUGUGUUUAGAAAAUCGGUGAUGUUUUUAGUCACCAAUACCUUUUCCACUGACAUGGAGCCAGCACUGAUCCGGUUCUCUAACUGUUACAUCAUCAUGUGGGCGGAGCUUACAGACUGAGCUUAACUUCAAGAACUUAUUUUAUUGUCCAAUCCCUUACGUCUCGAUUUUUUUUUUUAACGUGUUGAAUGACGUGCGUCACUGAGUCAACGAGGGCGGAGUUUAAGUUACAUUUGAUUGCAGACUCAAUCAGCUGGCUAGCAAGCGGCGCUACUGGAUUAAAUAACAAUAAAAUAGUUUAGCGCUGCAUUGCGUUUAGAUCACUGGCUAGUCUGAGUGAAGUGGGUGUGGCCUCUGUGACGUUAGUCCUAGUGAGAGAGGCGUGGCCUCUGUCCAUGUUCUUUCUAGAAAUGGAGGUGUGGCCUUUUUGCCUGUUCUUCCUAGUGAUGGAGGUGUAGUCUUUUGUGAUAUCAGUCCUAGUGAUGGAGGUGUGGCGUAUGCACCUGUCAGUCCUGGGAAAUAAGGUGUGAGCUUUGUGAUGUCACUCAUAAUUUGAACCUUUUUACCUGUUAGUCAUAGUGAAGUGGGUGUAGCUUCUGUACCUGUCAUUGCCAGUCAAAGUGGCUUCUUUUGACUGUCCAUCCUAGUAAAGUAGGCAUGGCUGAGGUGUGACCAAUGUGCCGGUAAAGAAAGUGUGGCAUAUAUGUGUCUGUCAGAUCCAGGAAAAGGGGUGUGGCCUCUGCAAAUGUCAUUCCUAAUGAAGGAGGCGUGGCCAUCUCUCUCAAGAUAGACACACGCUCUUUGUUAUGGCAUCAGAACUGAACCAAGUUGCUGAACGAGCACGGUUCCGGAUAAAGCUGCGGCACCGCGUCAGUGGAAAAGUGUCAUGAGUUUACUAACCAUGUACUAAUCCCGGUAAUAUAUUAGCACGUUUGCUAUUUAACCUGCUAAAGUGUGUUUCUCUGCAGUCUCUGAUGCCAAUGAUGCUCUGAUGCGUUCCCUCGUUGCUGAAACGGAACCGAAAAAUACAUAAUGGAACUGUAUGGAUGCACAAACAGGCUGUUUUUUUUGUUGUUGUUUUUUUUACUGCGUUGGCAAUAUUACUCUUAGAAAUAACUACAGACUGUUGGAGAAAUAUUGGACCGCUUCUGUAAAACUGAAUGUUACAUCGAGACAUCCGUGAUGAUGAUAAUAUUGCGAUAUAAUUGUGCAAUUGAUUACUGGCACAUGCUUCUAAGCAAAUGAAUCGCAAUACCACUUUCCAGAUCAAGUUAUUAAAUGUACGACAUACGAAUGGA